Pipistrellus nathusii (Nathusius's pipistrelle) is the source of this 2136-nucleotide messenger RNA. NCBI's taxonomy places the organism in Eukaryota, Metazoa, Chordata, Mammalia, Chiroptera, Vespertilionidae. The record is from the annotation of a GenBank genome assembly.
AUGAGCCAGUCGGGGUCUCUGAGCUGCUGCCCAGGCGCCGCCAACGGCAGCCUGGGCCGGUCUGACAGCGCCGCCAAGAUGAGUGCCAAGGACCUGUUCGAGCAGAGGAAGAAGUACUCCAACUCCAACAUCAUCAUGCACGAGACCUCGCAGUAUCACGUGCAGCACCUGGCCACCUUCAUCAUGGACAAGAGCGAGGCCAUCGUGUCCGUGGAGGACGCCGUGCGGAAGCUGGUGCAGCUGAGCGCCAAGGAGAAGAUCUGGGCGCAGGAGAUGCUGCUGCAGGUCAAUGACCAGGCUCUGCGGCUGCUCGACAUGGAGACCCAGGAGGAGCUGGAGAACUUCCCGCUGCCCACCGUGCGGCACAGCCAGACGGUGCUCAACCAGCUGCGCUACCCGUCCGUGCUGCUGCUCGUGUGCCAGGACUCGGAGCAGAGCAAGCCCGACAUCCACUUCUUCCACUGCGACGAGGUGGAGGCGGAGCUGGUGCACGAGGACAUCGAGAGCGCGCUGGCCGACUGCCGGCUGGGGAAGAAGAUGCGGCCCCAGACCCUCAAGGGCCACCAGGAGAAGAUCCGGCAGCGGCUGUCGGUGCUGCCCCCGCGCCAGGGCCCCGCGCCCGUGCCCUUCCAGCCCUUCGCCCAGAGCUCGCCCUCGAAGAACCGCGUGGGCCUGCCCGUGCCGCCCAGCGAGCCAGGCUACCGCGCCCAGGAGGCUGCCGAUGAGGAGCCCCCGCGAGCCGUGCUGGCCCAGAGGAUAGAGAAGGAGACGCAAAUCCUCAACUGCGCGCUGGAUGACAUCGAGUGGUUCGUGGCCCGUCUGCAGAAGGCGGCCGAGGCCUUCAAGCAGCUCAACCAGCGCAAGAAGGGCAAGAGGAAGGGCAAGCGGGGCCCGGCAGAGGGGGUCCUCACGCUGCGGGCGCGGCCGCCCUCCGAGGCCGAGUUCGUGGACUGUUUCCAGAAAACCAAGCUGGCUAUCAACCUGCUGGCCAAGCUGCAGAAGCACAUCCAGAACCCGAGCGCCGCCGAGCUGGUCCACUUCCUCUUCGGGCCGCUGGACCUGAUCGUCAGCACCUGCGGCGGCCCGGACAUCGCGCGCUCCGUGCACAGCCCCCUGCUCUCCCGGGACGCCGUGGGCUUCCUGCGGGGCCACCUGGUCCCCAAGGAGAUGGCGCUGUGGGACUCGCUGGGGGAGGCGUGGACGCGCCCCCGCUCCGAGUGGCCCCGGGAGCCGCAGCAGCUGCUCUACGUGCCCAAGUUCCACAGCGGCUGGGAGCCGCCGCUGGACGUGCUGCGGGAGGCGCCCUGGGAGGUGGAGGGGCCGGCCGCGCCCCGCGCCGAGCCCUCCCCGCCCUCCCCCGGCCGCCGGUCCUUCCGGAACUCCGUGAAGCAGAGCCUGGUGCCCGAGCCCGUGUCCCCCGGGGAUGCGCUCCCCUCCCCGCACGCGCACAGGGGCUACGAAGCCACGCCGGCCAUGGCCAAGUACGUCAAGGUUCUCUACGACUUCACCGCCCGCAACGCCAACGAGCUGUCGGUGCUCAGGGACGAGGUCCUGGAGGUGCUGGAGGACGGGCACCAGUGGUGGAAGCUGCGCAGUCGCAGCGGCCAGGCUGGCUACGUGCCCCGAAACAUCCUGGAUGAGGUCCGGGCGGAGGAGGCCGGCGCCCCCCACGAGGCGGGUCUGAAGUACUGGGGUCCUGUCAGCCCCACCCACAAGCUGCCCUCUAGCUUCACCGGAAACAAAGACGAGCUCAUCCACCACAUGGACGAGGUCAACGACGAGCUGGUCAAGAAGAUCAGCCACAUCAAGGCGCAGCCGCAGCGGCACUUCCGCGUGGAGCGCAGCCAGCCCGUGCACCUGCCGCUCACCUACGAGUCCGGCCCGGACCAGGUGCGCGCCUGGCUGGAAGCCAAGGCCUUCAGCGCCAGGAUCGUGGACAACCUGGGCAUCCUGACGGGGCCCCAGCUCUUCUCGCUCAACAAGGACGAGCUGAAGAAGGUGUGCGGGGAGGAGGGCAUCCGCGUGUACAGCCAGCUCACCGUGCAGAAGGCGGUGCUGGAGAAGCAGCACGGAGGGUCGGAGCUGGAGGAACUCAUGAGCAAGUUCCAUUCCAAGAGGCUGGAGGGGGACAGCUAG